UUUACAGCUAGAAUCUUAGAAUGUUACGAAGUGGGAUUUGGACGUUUAUAUCAGGGGUUCCAAAACAGGACGGUUUCCGGUAUUACAUGCCAAAGGUGGGACUCGGACGAACCACAUAACCGAUGGAAUAUACAAGCAAACACAUUUCCAGAUAAUACGAUCGAGGAUGCGGAGAACUACUGUCGAGACCCGCACGAUGCGGGCAGACCCUGGUGCUACACAACCGAUCCGAAUGACCGAUGGGAUUACUGCGAUAUUCCACAAUGUUCAAAUAAAAACUGUUACAAGGAAGGAUAUUCUAAACUCUAUCAAGGGUACACAAGUGUUACAAAGGGGAAUUUGACCUGUCAGCGCUGGGAUACACAAGCGCCGCAUGAGCACACGUAUGACAACCCAGAUGACUACCCUGAUCCUUCGAUUGCUGAUGCAAAUAACUACUGCCGUAACCCUUCAAAUGCAGAGUCACCAUGGUGUUAUACAACCGGAAGUACACGUUGGGACUAUUGUGACAUUGAACCAUGCAAAUACGACUAUUGUUAUGAUGGCGAACCUUGGACGUUUCAAGGUCAGGUCUCAAGAACUGAGAGCGGUGUAGAGUGCCAGAGAUGGGAUACCACAGCUCCACACGACCACAAUUUCGGAAACCAACCCUCGAAGUUUUCGGAUGCAUCAGUGAGUGAUGCCGCAAACUACUGUCGGGAUCCUACCCAGGUUGAAAGUAGGCUAUGGUGUUACACAACAGACCCCAACCAAAGAUGGGACUGGUGUAACGUAAAGAAAUGCGAUGAUAUAUAAAAUAUGUACAAAUAUGCAAGCAAGGUUGAAUAAUGUCAUUUUCAAUGUCAUUUUCAGUGAAUAGACCAUAUACGAGCAUGAAUAUAAUAUUUAGAUAUAUAAGGCGUAAAAAAAUUGUUUGUUUCCGGUAUCCCGACCUACCCUAAAUUUUUAGCCCGAUCCUAAAUGUUUUUGUGGCCCUGGAGAAUUUUUAUUCAACUUUUUAGCAAAGAGUUGCAAAACUGCUCUUGUUAUGCUUUAAACAUGGUCAGUGGUGUUAGAAAUCAACUUUCUGAUGCUCUGAGGGCAUUACCCCUUCAUUUGUAUUCAUUUUUAACAUAAAUAUUAUUCACGAAAAGUCUCAUUUGAUAAAAAAAAUCCCCCCAAAACAUUUCCGACCUACCUACACUAAUUUUUUGAGCAUGUUACGGAAACAAAGAAUGUUUAGGCCUAAUAUAGGUAAUAUUAAAGAGUAAGAAUUAGUAUACUAUAGAGUUUUGGAGAGACUUUUACUUAACUGCCAACUUCUAAUUACAAGUUUUGUUACUUCUAACUUCCAGCUCUAUUAUUUUCAACUUCCAACUUCAUUACUUCUAACUUCACACUUCUUUACAGCUAACUUCCAAAUUCUUUCCUAACUUCCUACUUCAGUACAUCCAAGUUUUAACUACCAACCUCAUUAUUUAAACUUUUAAGUUCCCACUUUGUUACUUGUAAUUUACAUCUUCAUUACUUCCAACUUCAAUUCCUUUGCUUCUGACUUCAAGCUUUAUUACUUCUAACUCCGAACAAAAAACUUCAUUACUUCUUACAACCUCAUUACUUAAACAUCCAGCUUCGUUACUAACGUUUAAGGAAGUAGGAAGUGAUCAAGUUCGAGGCCAAGAAGUAAGAAUUAGUGAACUCAAAAGUGAUGUCAAAAGUAUUGAAGUUAGAAGUCCCAAUGGACGUCAACAGUUCACCUUUCCCAGAUAUUAAUUUGCAGUUAAUUCUAGCAGAGAUAAUACUGAAGUACAUUAAUUAGCUGUUUUACAGCUUGUAAGCUUAUAUAGGACAAUAAUGCUAAGAAUAUGGUGUUUUAUUUUUUAUAUUUAGAAUAGGGGAUACGUUCGUUUUAUUCUUUACUACUUUUAUAUGGCAAAGACGAAGAAAAAUGAGUCAGUAUUGAAGUAAUGACAAAAGAGUUAUAAUUCUUCAAAAAUGUAUAUCUCCUUUAUUCAAAUUUACAGGUUGAGCCUGACAUUUAGUCAAGUUAAAUGAUACAAUAAAAAAAGCAGUAGGACCACGUUUGGUAAUUCAUUCAGUCCAACAAGAUGGCACAUGUGUCAAGUGGUAUUCAUAUUUGAUAUUAUUCUUAUGGUUCACAACAGUGAAAAACUUUUCAGAUUUGUAUAUAUAUUGUAGCUCAGAGAGAGAGAGAGAGAGAGAGAGAGAGAGAGCGUUCGGUGAUGUGUGGUAACAGCUUUUAUUAUGUAACCUCGUGUAGCAACUAAGAUAGCCAAAAAUGUAUAACUCAGUAUUUGUAUGUAGUCAUAUAGCAAAAAAAGUAAAAACGAUGGGUCGCAUAAAUUCAACAGAGCCUACAUGUAUUGUGUACAUUGACAGCUCGUAAACAGUGAUGUAGGACUAAAUUGAUCACCUAUUGGUGUAUAGUAUAGUUAGAAACUAAACGCUAUCCUGAACAUGCGCGUGAUCGAACAUGCUUUAGUUUCUACUACAGGGAUAUGUACUGCUGGCUAUUGCCGGAAGUGAGGAAGUAGUAGUGCAAAUAUGGUGGCGCCCAUAGAAAUUUCUCUUACACACUCUUUUCUGAAACGUAUAUCCAAAUAAAACAGUGAAAAUCGA
Molecule: messenger RNA, 2619 nt
Organism: Mercenaria mercenaria
Lineage: Eukaryota; Metazoa; Mollusca; Bivalvia; Venerida; Veneridae
Product: plasminogen-like
Exons: 3
Source: RefSeq, a predicted model, not a curated record